AUGCAUUUGAUGUACUACACUGCUCCUGGAGGAAAGCGAGUAUACACUCUCAAAAAAAUGGCUCCUGAAGGAGGUGUUACAAAAUCUGCACAUCCAGCAAGAUUCUCGCCAGACGAUAAAUACUCUCGUCACCGAGUGACUUUGAAAAAACGAUUCGGGGUUCUUCUUACACAACAGGCCGCAAGAGCUGUCUAG
Molecule: messenger RNA, 195 nt
Organism: Batrachochytrium dendrobatidis JAM81
Lineage: Eukaryota; Fungi; Chytridiomycota; Chytridiomycetes; Rhizophydiales
Product: snoRNP complex protein NOP10
Exons: 3
Coding region: 1-195 (64 amino acids)
Biological process (GO): positive regulation of telomerase RNA localization to Cajal body; snRNA pseudouridine synthesis; ribosome biogenesis
Cellular component (GO): box H/ACA snoRNP complex
Molecular function (GO): snoRNA binding; telomerase RNA binding
Source: RefSeq, a predicted model, not a curated record